Setaria italica (foxtail millet) is the source of this 1842-nucleotide messenger RNA. RefSeq names its product probable protein phosphatase 2C 43. Gene Ontology annotation, molecular function: protein serine/threonine phosphatase activity; cation binding. The transcript is spliced from 5 exons. The record is from RefSeq and is a predicted model, not a curated record. Lineage: Eukaryota; Viridiplantae; Streptophyta; Magnoliopsida; Poales; Poaceae. The coding region runs from base 412 to 1572 and encodes 386 amino acids. Gene Ontology annotation, biological process: protein dephosphorylation.
GUACGAGCGCCGCCUCGCUUCGCUUCCCCUUCCCUUCCCUUCUGCCGCUUCGAGAGCUCCCCGUUCCCUCCCUCCCUCCGGCUCCGGCCUCGCGGGUCGCGAUCCGAAAUCCGACCACCACCGGUCCCGAAGGCGUCUUAUCACAGACACAGAUCUCCGGCGGGUUUGGUUUGGUAUGCCCCCGGAAUCCGGCAGUGCUCCCUGCGAGGCCGCGCCUCUUGGGGUUCUGCUCCUGUGACUUCGCCGCCGUUUCUCCCGUGCAGAUUGCGCUUGUUGACUGAGGUGGAAUUGGGCGAUGGUUGGUGUGCAGUAGGCAAGGCAAUCGCCUCCUUUAAGCGCAACUGUCGAGUUGUUGGGCGGGGAGCGAGGUGAGGAGGAAUUUCAGGGGCGAGUCCAGGAGGGAGAUGAAGGAUGUGGCCGUGGCUGGAGAGGAUUGCGUCCGCGUGCUGGGACCGGGUCCGGAGGUACGGGCUUACGAGGAAGGAUGAGGAAGACGGCGACGCCGGCGCCGGUGCCGACGACCUGCUGUGGUCGCGGGACCUCGCGCGGCACGCGGCGGGCGAGUUCUCCUUCGCCGUCGUGCAGGCGAACGACGUGCUGGAGGACCACAGCCAGGUCGAGACGGGCGCCGCCGCCACCUUCGUCGGCGUCUACGACGGCCACGGGGGCGCCGAGGCGUCCCGCUUCAUCUCCAACCACCUUUCCGCGCACAUCGUCCGUCUUGCACAAGAACAUGGAACAAUGUCUGAGGAUGUUGUUCGAAACGCCUUUUCUGCUACAGAGGAAGGCUUCAUGUCGCUUGUGCGCAGGACACAUUUGAUAAAGCCUGCUAUGACUACUAUUGGAUCCUGCUGUCUGGUUGGUAUUAUAUGGAGAGGGACACUCUAUCUGGCUAAUCUUGGUGAUUCUCGGGCAGUCGUUGGCUGUUCGAACGGACCAAACAAGAUUGUUGCUGAGCAGUUAACAAGAGACCACAAUGCUGGCAUGGAAGAGAUUAGGCAGGAGCUUCAGUCUCUUCAUCCUGACGAUUCGCAAAUUGUUGUUCUUAAGAAUGGUGUUUGGCGCAUCAAAGGCAUUAUACAGGUUUCAAGGUCUAUAGGUGAUGCAUACUUGAAGAAGCGAGAAUUCGCUCUUGAUCCGUCCACAGCUCGUUUCCACCUCUCUGAACCUCUUCGUCGGCCUGUUCUCACAUCAGAGCCAUCUAUCUGUUCGAGAGUUCUUAGUUCACAAGACCGGUUUUUGAUCUUUGCGUCAGAUGGAUUAUGGGAGCACAUCUCAAACCAGCAAGCUGUCGAAAUUGUCCACAAUAGUCCACGAGAAGGUAUUGCAAGGAGAUUAGUACAAGCAGCUCUAAAAGAAGCUGCAAGGAAGAGGGAAAUGAGGUACGGUGAUAUUAAGAAGCUCGAUAAAGGAGUCCGGCGCUACUUCCACGACGACAUCACGGUGGUAGUCGUCUUCAUCGAUCACGAGCUGCGGCAGGAGGGCCCUGCCUCUGUUCCUGAACUAUCGGUUCGUGGUUUUGUUGAUGCUGGAGGUCCCUCCAGCUUUUCAGGGUUGAAUGACAUUACCUGACACGGUAAACCUUGUUUGUCUUAAAUGCCUGUCGUUUUGAUGUAAUAUUAGUUUCAGACCGGUAUUUUGUAGUUUCAUUAUUCUGUUCGUGCAUAGUGCUACCACUCUGCAUAUAUUCAACAUUUGGCCAUAUCGGAAUCGCGUUUCAUUCUGGCGAUGCGCCGAUGUCUGGCUACACUAUUUCUCAUUUCCCUUUCCCGUCCUCAAGAAUAAGAUGCAGAUCAGCAGAGAUAUAUGCUAUUGCCAACUAUUUUCAUGAGAUUUUGAUCA